This is a messenger RNA of Heterostelium album PN500, 1536 nucleotides long. RefSeq names its product inositol-3-phosphate synthase (gene ino1). NCBI's taxonomy places the organism in Eukaryota, Evosea, Eumycetozoa, Acytosteliales, Acytosteliaceae. The coding region runs from base 1 to 1536 and encodes 511 amino acids. The record is from RefSeq and is a predicted model, not a curated record. Gene Ontology annotation, molecular function: inositol-3-phosphate synthase activity. The transcript has a single exon. Gene Ontology annotation, biological process: phospholipid biosynthetic process; inositol biosynthetic process. Gene Ontology annotation, cellular component: cytoplasm.
AUGUCAGCUCAAAUGUAUGAAAAUUUCAAGGUGAACAGUUCAAAGGUUCAAUACACAGAUGAGGAAAUCAUCUCAAACUACACAUAUAGUACAUCAAAGACCUCGGUUGUCAAUGGAGAGUUGAUCGUUGAGCCAGUCAACACCAACUACGUCUUCAAGACCGACCGUAAGGUUCCAAAGUUGGGUUGUAUGAUCGUUGGUUUGGGUGGUAACAAUGGUACUACAGUUGUUGCUGGUGUCAUCGCCAACAGAGAAGGUUUGUGCUGGAAGACCAAAACCGGUCUCCAAAAGCCAAACUACUACGGUUCCGUCGUCAUGGCAUCGACCAUCAAGUUGGGUAGUGACGCCGAGGGUCGUGACUCCUACGUACCAUUGAAGAGCUUGCUCCCAAUGGUACAUCCAAACGACAUUGUUUUCGGUGGUUGGGACAUCAACAACGCCGAUCUCGCCGAAGCCAUGGAGCGUGCUCAAGUCUUGGAACACGACCUCCAACGUCAGUUGGUUCCACACAUGAAGGAGAUCCGUCCAUUGCCAUCGAUCUACUUCCCAGACUUUAUUGCCGCCAACCAAAAGGACCGUGCCAACAACGUCCUCACCGGAACCAAGAAGGAGCAGAUGGAGCAAAUCCGUCGUGAUAUUCGUGAGUUCAAGGAAUCCAACAAGUUGGACAAGGUCAUCGUUUUGUGGUCUGCCAACACCGAGCGUUUCUCCAGCAUCUUGCCAGGUGCCAACGAUACCUGGGAGAAUCUCCAACAAUCGAUCGAGCGUGGUGACGAUGAGAUCUCACCAUCGACUUUGUUCGCCGUCGCCUGUAUCUUGGAGAAUACCAUCUACAUCAACGGUUCACCACAAAACACCUUUGUACCGGGUGUCCUCGAUUUGGCCAUCCAAAAGAACGUCCCAAUCGCCGGUGACGACUUCAAGACCGGUCAAACCAAGAUCAAGUCCGUCUUGACUGACUUCCUCGUCUCUGCUGGUAUCAAGCCAACCUCUAUCGUUUCAUACAACCAUCUCGGUAACAACGACGGUAAGAACUUGUCUGCCCCACAACAAUUCCGUUCCAAGGAGAUCACCAAAUCCAAUGUCGUCGACGACAUGAUUGCCUCCAACUCGAUCUUGUACAAGGAGGGUGAGCACCCAGACCACGUCAUCGUCAUCAAGUACGUCCCAUACGUCGGUGACUCCAAGCGUGCCAUGGACGAGUACACCUCACAGAUCUUCAUGGGUGGUCACAACACCAUCGUCAUCCACAACACUUGCGAAGACUCAUUGCUCGCCGCACCAAUCAUUUUGGAUUUGGUCAUCUUGGCAGAGAUGUGCGAUCGUAUCAGCUUGCGUCUCGACACCGCCAACGAAUUCAUCACUUUCCAUCCAGUUUUCUCAUUGCUCUCCUAUUUGCUCAAGGCCCCAUUAGUCCCAGAGAAGGCCAACGUUGUCAACGCCCUAUUUAAACAAAGAGCUGCUAUUGAAAAUAUUUUUAAGGCCUGUGUUGGUCUCCCACCCGACAACAACAUGUUGUUAGAACAAAGAAUCUAA